GGAAGAAAAUGUUAAUUUUAGCUGCUGAUGCUGCUCACUACACAAGAGCACGAGAGUAACGUUUGUCACACAGAGAUUGGUGUUUUAUUUUAGAGAAACUCUUGUCAAAGUUGAUCAUGUGGGACGUUCUGCUGCUCUUUUCCAGCAUCUGUACAGCUGUUGUUGUAGGAGCUCCAGAUACAGUUACAGGACACAGAGGAGAGAGAGUUGAGAUCAGAUGCCCAUAUGAAUCUGGAUAUGAAUCAAAUUCAAAGUAUUUUUGUAGAGGGAACUGUCUCAUCAUUGGAUUUAAAAACAUCAUGGUUGAAUCAGGAUCUCCAGCUAAAGACGAGAGAUUCUCUCUGACUGACGACAAGAAGAACAGAGUUUUCACCGUCACCAUCACUGAUCUGAGAACAGAGGAUGAAGGCAAAUACUGGUGUGCUGUGAAGAGGACUUUCAUUGCUGAUAUCUUUUUAACUGAUCUCUAUUCAGAGAUUUUGUUGCUGGUUAAACAGGAUAACCAGACCACUGAAGUUUCAACCAUCAGCCCUUUUUCAAACGCAUCAUCAUAUUUCAGAACAACAGAUUUGAAUCCACAAUCCACCAGCAUGAAUCACACAGGUCACGCCCCACAUUCAGGGUCUGUCAUAUACGUCAGUGUUGGGUUAGUCAUCAUGGUGAUCAUCUUCUUCAUGAUGCUGAUGGUGUGGUGUAGGAAGAGAAGCAAGAAACCACCAAGAGUAACACAAUCAGGACCUUCACAGCAAGUGCCUGUUGGGCUUUUGCCUUUAAAUGCAACAGCAGAGAUCUCUGCAGAGGACAUUGACUGCAAUGACCAUAAUUAUCAGGAAAUCAGCGACUUUCAGUGCAAGAACAGUCAAAACACCACUAUCUACUCAACAGCAGAAAGUCCAGAUGCUCCAAUGAUCUACUCCACUGCAGAAGAACCAGAAGAUCCAGUGAUCUACUCCACUGCAGAAAUACCAGAUGAUCCAAUGAUCUACUCCACUGCAGAAAUACCAGAUGAUCCAAUGAUCUGCAGAUAAACCCAAGUGUGUCUGACUGUGUCCUGCAGUACUACAAAUCAUACAGAUUACACCCUCUACCUCAAGUUAUUCUCCCUACAAUCAAUCGGCAAUCCAGGAUGUCAUCAAAGCUCCUCCUUAUGGAAUCGUUGAUGAUGUCCUGCUGCAUGUUUUCCUGCCAAACCAGUUCAGUGGAAAUCCCGCCCUGGAGCCUAUUCUUCUGGAUUUCAUUGGCCAUGUCAAUCAACGACUGCCUACACCAAACACUGAACCCUAAACCUACCGUCACUGUAAUCUCAGCAAAUUAAAUUGGUUGCAGGGCGGGAUUUCUGCUGAAAAAAAAUCAUGCUGUCACUAUAGUACUGCUUUUCUUCUACUUCAUUUUCCUUGCCUUUUAAGCUUCACUUUUGCACUACAGUUGCAAUCAAAAUUAUUCAACCCCCUUAACCUGCAAGACAUGUUGCUGCUGAGAACAAAAUUUCAUGAAAAAAUUCAUCAACGGUUUAGAAGCUUCUGUCACUUCUUUACUGCAAUCUUGGUCCAUUCCUUGCUUGAAAAAGCUUUCAGAUCACUGAUAGUCUUUGGUUUCCAUGUUACCACUGCUUUCUACAAAUUCCACCA
Megalobrama amblycephala (Wuchang bream) is the source of this 1628-nucleotide messenger RNA. Its product is annotated as CMRF35-like molecule 5. NCBI's taxonomy places the organism in Eukaryota, Metazoa, Chordata, Actinopteri, Cypriniformes, Xenocyprididae. The record is from RefSeq and is a predicted model, not a curated record. The transcript has 6 exons. The coding region runs from base 117 to 1028 and encodes 303 amino acids.